Babesia ovata is the source of this 4614-nucleotide messenger RNA. Its product is annotated as Ribosome-binding protein 1, putative. The transcript has a single exon. Bases 1 to 4614 code for a protein of 1537 amino acids. The record is from RefSeq and is a predicted model, not a curated record. Lineage: Eukaryota; Apicomplexa; Aconoidasida; Piroplasmida; Babesiidae.
AUGGUGGCUGGCAUUCCUCUCACCAAUCUCAAGCAGUGUCUCCAGUUCCUGCUGUGGUUAAAGGGUCACAGUGGUAUGCAAAACCAGGUGAUUAGUGAACUGGUUAAGCGUUAUGGAGAAUCUUAUAAUCAUAUUUCGUUUACGGGCAAGCUGCCACGUGCUGUCUCCGAAUUCCUCGAACACGUGUCCAAGUUUUAUAAGAAAUUAGUAGCUACACCAAUUGAGAAAAGCUAUAUCGAUCCAAAAGCGAAAGAUGUCACCGAAGCCCUCCUCGACUGCAUUCCCAAGUUCCUCGCCGCUUUGUAUUUUUUGUGGUACAAUGUGGAUUAUAGAUUCGAUGCGGUGGGAGGAGCGAAGUGGAGAGACGAUUAUCCUGGGUGGGAAUUGGAUCGACAAGAUUUUUGGGGUAGGACUGGAUGGGGCGGUGAACUGCAGAAUUAUCUCAGGGUGUUACUGAGCGAUAAGUACGGUGACCUCAUAGCUGGUGGGUUCGGCGAAGGUGAGGUGACGUAUGGUUACGACUAUAAUUCUCGCUAUGCUUACCGGUACGGUAUGGAUAUGAUUCCUGACCUCAAAAAUAUUUUGGACAAACAUAGUCAUAAGUACAAUGAUUUCCGGGACGUAUUUUUUACAACAGUCAUUUCUAAAAGUGGUGCCGGCACUCAUAAAGUGAACACUGCGAAUGUUCUUGCAUUGGUGAAAACGUUUUGCGAGAUUGUCGCUGCGGAGGAAAAGAAACUAAAUGGUGAAAAGUUUAAAACGCAUUUGGAAAAAGGCACGCAGAACAAACGCAUUUGUUGGAAUAAUUUAGUAGCCCAUUGCAAAAAUCUUGAGCAGCAACUUGGCAAGUUGUUCAACAUCGAGGGCUUUUCCUACACCGGCCAGGUGCGGAGUGUUAAGGAGCUUAACACAGAGACAUUUGCGGGGGAGACAGCUGAAUGGUUUAGACAACAUUUGCACAAAGUUCAACAGAAUGUACAACGAAUAGAUAAAGAUUUCCCAGUCGACGACACUCGACAUUUGAAUUAUCUUCAGCCAUUUGCAACAGAAAACAUAUUCCCCUACGGUUUUAUAUUUGGUGACCAAGGCUAUGGAACGAUGGGAGACGCGUGGAAGACGCUGUCAGAUCAUUGGGACAGUGUCAUAGAUAUGCUUGGCAAAGAUCGCGACGGCUUGGAUAAGUUGAAAAAACUUUUGGAUGGUGAGCCGUGCCGUCCGCCGGCUCCGCCCCCAAAUCCCCGACCCCGACUAAGGCAGGCGCCUGCGUCCAGGCCUUCGAGGCCUGGCAGACCUGCACCACCAGGGACUUCCAGAACUUCGGGGGUAAGGACAUCCGGUACAAGGAAUGUUGGAGGUUGGCUACCUCGUGGGAGUCGUGUUUCUGGUGUUGGAGGAGGGGGAGGGCAUAACUAUAGAAUCAGGAUCCAAGGUAGUGGAGGGGGAUCGGGGGCUCAGGGAGGUAGAGGACACAGACCAGGGUCUCGAGGUGCUAAGGGCACCCAGGGGAGCACAAGUACAGAGCCAACGUUGUCUUCGGAGCCUCAUCUCCUACAUCAUCAAUCUACUUCCCAGCGUCAUUCCCAACAACCUCCACCUGCUGCCCCCAGUGCUCUCAGAGAUCAUAGUCCACCGGCUACAACACUUCCGACUUCAGAGCCCCUUGUUUCCCCAGCUCCUACGCAUGGUCACUCGAGUGCGUCCAGCUCAAGCUCUUCGUCAUCUAGUGUCACUGAUGUCGGUGGUCAGGAACGGGGUGGCCAGUCACCUACUUCUGGACAUAUUCAACAGAGCGGUCAAGACUCAGCUCCCAAUCAAGACGCCAACCCAGGCAUACCCGGUCAGCAUUCUGAUUCAGGUGGCGGAGGAGGUUCUGGGAGGGCUGCAGGUGGGACGAAAGAUGAUUCACAGGCCCGUGGUUCUUCAGUUCAACAGUUACUAACACCUCAGAACCCUGCGACACUUCAGAUUCCUGGUGCUUCAAGUUUGGUAUUUGUGUCAUCGGAUGAUCUUGGUCAGCCAGCCGUCCAUGAUCCGGCUUCACCGGUCGGUGAUCAUUCAGCUCAACAGCGUCUUGCUGCCCAAGGCACUAUGCAACUUCGAGAUACGGGUGUUGCACGUGCAGAUUCAUUGUCUUCUCCUGUCGUCAUGCAACGCAGCACGCAAAGCACACCAGCAUCUGCACACAGGCAUUACACUAGUGUUAGGACUAGAGACAAUUUCGGAGCUGGAGGGCAGGCAGACAAGGAUGAUACUUGGUGGAGGCCAGAUUGGUGGGAUUAUAACGUGGACAUGAAAGGAAAAUGGAUACGGAAGCAACAAGAGGAUGAGUGGCUGAAAACGCAAGAACAGAAAGAUCUUGAACAGCAAAGAAGAUUGCAGCAGCAUUUGCGCCGUUUCCAGCAGCAUAAAAGCCGUUACACUGCACCCACCCCUAUUACUAUUCCGGAGCCGAUUGAUUUUAGCGUUGACGGCAACGUAGUUUAUUAUGACAGUGACACGGAACUGCAGGGGAAAAGGGACGUGUUUGAUCUGCGUAAUGAGCGAUAUAUGAAUUCACUCCGUGUGGAAACACUACGAAAAAUCGAAGAAAAGCAUAAACUUCAAAAGGAAGCGGCGGGGCGUUAUAAAACGUAUGAGGAACACAAAUACAUUAAAGGCCAGCAGGAUGCUGGCGACGUGUUCACUGGUAUUGUACCGUCAAACGCCGGAGGCAUGCCUAAUGCGGCGAUUAUCGACAAAUCCGCCUACCUCGGAGUUCCUAGGGGUGAGCCUAUAAAGGCGCCAAAAAUGUUUCCUCCCAUGCCUGACGUUACAGGUGAGCAUAUUCCAGAUCCUAAUUUAAAUACCCGUCUGCCGAUGCAUCCACCAAUCCCCAGGUUGAAACCUAAAAUUGAAUCGGAGAUGAAAAAGCCAUACGAGCCUCCCAUCUCUCACACACAACCAAGGCAUCGCACAUACCAGCCCCAAUUUCAGUAUAUCGAUCCCCCCCCGGGCGUCAUGAUCGAUGAGCAAAUAUGCCCGGCAAAGUAUACCAGUGCCACCACUGAAAAGCUCCCGCCCACCGACACCUCCAACCCCCCGCCCCUAACGGUGCGUGACAUGCUGUGCUGGCUCGGGGAUCUGCCGAAUUCACUAGGCUACGCCGAUCUGACGCGACACAUUGCGGGCUUAUUUGAAGGCUCUGAAAUCAUUGCAUCGUCAGAGUCUUUCUCAGCUGCAAACGUCAUCGGUGCCCUCUCCGACACCUGUGGCCACGCCAGCUCUGUGCUCGCUGCCAUGGAGGGGCUUAAGCCCGCUACCCCUAACAAAUUCCACUACCAGCGCUACGGCGUUCCCCUGAUGUACUACUCCGACGACCCCUACACGCUGCUGUGCCAGUUGGUCAACUACGUCUAUGCGGCGUGUCAUCAGUUAUCGUUCCUCCGAGCGCAGUGCAGCCGGGACACGCAUUCUGGUGGAUGGCGAGACUGCAAAUUUGGUAGAGAUGUGAAAGUGUCCAAAUCAUGGCAGUGCCCCCAACCUCCGGUAGAUGCUACGAAAUUUGAGGACCACGGCUGCGACGCCUCCCCGCUGCAGGGCUUUCUCACUGACCAGUCCGAUCUCUCCACCUACCUGUAUCGGCGGGGCGACAUAUGCCGGCGGAGCCGUAUAAAAAUGGGCUUUCGUCCGGAUCAUUUGCGUCAAGAGUCCAAGCAUGGCUUCUACAUGUACAACGUGCUGGCCGGGGUGUGCUAUCAAAAUGCCGACCCAUUCGAGAAGUUUUGCAGGUAUCUUGUAUGCCUCACCAGGCGGACGCCGCGCACCACCGGGGAGCUUGUCUCCUUCUUCCACAAUUUCGGGAAUGAGCUGCAAGCAUCUUCACAGUUAUCCAGGCUGGGCUCUGCCCUCUCCAAGUCACAUGACGACUGCCCCGACUGGGACCGCCUUGGUGACGCCGACCUCAAUGCAAUCAAGGACGUCCGGGGCUCCGGUACUCCCAACUCCAACCACAACAAUGGCCAUCCCAAGACACUGUCCACAUUGCUUGGCUGCGGCAUCACUAAUGUGAACUGCCCACAGCAUAUGAAGCCCAUCACCUAUCGGGCCUACGCCCUGUACUCCACGGCGUUCGUCCACCACUACCUCAGCUGGGUGGCCUACCUAUCUGACAGACUCUGGGAGUCGCUGGAAAAGCUGAGUAUAGACAUGAAGAAGCAUUAUGGUACCAAGUGUUUAUCACUCCACCAGUGCCCCGAAGCCCUGCCCCUCCUCUACACUCACGGGUUCACUGCACCAGAAGGGACACUACAAUCACGAAUCUCCUGUUCCAAGGUCAGCGCUAAGUUGGAGGCAGUGGUCUCCGGAAAGCCUAUCGCAGACCUUAUUACCUGCAUGGACAAUUUCCUCAUCGGCAUCCGUGCUCCCUUCCUCUUUGCCAUCACAACGCUCUGGCUCAUCGCCACGCUCUACAUCGCCCACUCACUCCUCUACCGCAUCGACGUUCUGCGCAUCCGCUCCCACCUCACCACCAGGGCCUCACACCUCAUCGACGUCAAGGCUUUGCUCGCCGGAAGCCGCAGGAUGCUCUCGCUCUACCACGGCGUCGAUUACUUUGACGACGAUCCGAUGGGUUAA